Molecule: messenger RNA, 714 nt
Organism: Anthostomella pinea
Lineage: Eukaryota; Fungi; Ascomycota; Sordariomycetes; Xylariales; Xylariaceae
Source: the annotation of a GenBank genome assembly
AUGACCGGCGCCACUGGCCACGUGGAAUCUGUCGGCGAUAAGAAGCUCAAAUCCCUCGGUGCUCAGGCAGUCAGGGGUGACCUCCACGUCGUAGAUGUUCUGCGUCGAGAGGCCGCCCAAGCCGACAUCGUCAUGCACUUCGCCGACAGCUUCCUCGACCAAUCCAAACCGAAGGAAUACGCACAAGCCAUCAGGAGCGACGCCGCUGCCGUGGACGCCCUGGCAGAGCCUCUCAGGGGUACCGAUAAGACGUUGCUCGUCACUUCCAGCACCCUAGUCGUCGCACCAGACAACGGCAAGGAGACCAACGAGGAUUCUCCCGCAGACCCUCGAGGACCCCUUCGUCGAGCGCAUCCGCUCCGCUCCGAGCGCCACGCCGUGACCUGGGCGGAAAAGGGGCGUCAAGGUCAUCUGUGUCCGUCUCGCACCCUACGUCUACGGCCACGGCCGCAGCGGUGUCUAGGUACAUGUGUCCUGGCCGGGACUCUGCAGGGAAAGCAAGCCAAGCCGUCUACAUCGACGACGGCCACUGGCCGAGUUCGACCGUCCAUGUCGACCGACGAUGCCGCACGUCUGUACCUGCUCGCCGCCAGGAACGCCAACAAGGGCGAUGUCGUCAACGCCACCGGCCAGACGGAGCUGACGGCGAGGCAGUUGGCCAACGCUUUUGCUGCUGCUUGCUACGUCCCGGCCGUCUCCAUCGCGGAAGAGUAG